Messenger RNA from Ilex paraguariensis (yerba mate), 348 nucleotides. NCBI's taxonomy places the organism in Eukaryota, Viridiplantae, Streptophyta, Magnoliopsida, Aquifoliales, Aquifoliaceae. The record is from the annotation of a GenBank genome assembly.
AUGAUUAUCAACAGUAAAUCUCAUUCACUUGGGGCUAGAAAGGGAGCUACGACUCUGCAACUAAGAAUCUACAAUGGCGAUAUGAGGUACAACGGGUUUGAACUGGUGGAUUCCAAUCUGUAUGACAGUUGGUUCAGAUUAAAUGUAAUCCACAAUGUGGAUGAAGGAAACCUUACAGUGUUCAUCGAUGGCAUCCAAAAGUUUGUGAAUAAUGAUCAGGGGUCUGGUGACUUGUACUUCAAAUGUGGAGUCUAUGCUGCACCAGAUAAUUCAAGCAAUUAUAUGGAAUCAAGGUGGAAAAAUAUCAAAUCUACAAAAAGUAAUGAUGAAAAAUAUAAAUUCAAAUGA